Physella acuta is the source of this 714-nucleotide messenger RNA. RefSeq lists its product as uncharacterized. The record is from RefSeq and is a predicted model, not a curated record. Lineage: Eukaryota; Metazoa; Mollusca; Gastropoda; Physidae.
AUGUCUGGUAUCUGUGCUACAGACGUCAUGAUGUCUGGUAUCUGUGCUACAGACGUCAUGAUGUCUGGUAUCUGUGCUACAGACGUCAUGAUGUCUGGUAUCUGUGCUACAGACGUCAUGAUGUCUGGUAUCUGUGCUACAGACGUCAGGAUGUCUGGUAUCUGUGCUACAGAUGUCAUGUCUGGUAUCUGUGCUACAGACGUCAUGAUGUCUGGUAUCUGUGCUACAGACGUCAUCAUGUCUGGUGUCUGUGGUACAGACGUCAUGAUGUCUGGUAUCUGUGCUACAGACGUCAUGAUGUCUGGUAUCUGUGCUAAAGACGUCAUGAUGUCUAGUAUCUGUGCUACAGACGUCAUGAUGUCUGGUAUCUGUGCUACAGACGUCAUGAUGUCUGGUAUCUGUGCUACAGACUUCAAGAUGUCUGGUAUCUGUGCUACAGACGUCAUGAUGUCUGGUAUCUGUGCUACAGACGUCAUGAUGUCUGGUAUCUGUGCUACAGACGUCAUGAUGUCUGGUAUCUGUGCUACAGACGUCAUGAUGUCUGGUAUCUGUGCUACAGACGUCAUGAUGUCUGGUAUCUGUGCUACAGACGUCAAGAUGUCUGGUAUCUGUGCUACAGACGUCAUGAUGUCUGGUAUCUGUGCUGAUGGCUCCCAUUUAUCACGUGGCUGUCACAGAUUUUUGCACGUGCUUUAUGUGUAUGUGUUCGUAUGA